Octopus sinensis (East Asian common octopus) is the source of this 2938-nucleotide messenger RNA. Its product is annotated as gastrula zinc finger protein XlCGF48.2. Gene Ontology annotation, cellular component: nucleus. The transcript has 4 exons. Gene Ontology annotation, molecular function: RNA polymerase II cis-regulatory region sequence-specific DNA binding; protein binding; DNA-binding transcription factor activity, RNA polymerase II-specific. Gene Ontology annotation, biological process: regulation of transcription by RNA polymerase II. The coding region runs from base 755 to 2461 and encodes 568 amino acids. NCBI's taxonomy places the organism in Eukaryota, Metazoa, Mollusca, Cephalopoda, Octopoda, Octopodidae. The record is from RefSeq and is a predicted model, not a curated record.
CUCGGGGAAUUGGGUAAGUCGAUUAUAUCGACCCCAGUGCUCAGCUGGUAUUUAUUUUAUCGAACCGAAAGGAUGAAUGGCAAAGUCUACCUGGGUGGGAUCUUGAACUCAGAACAUAAAAAUGAACGAAAUGCCGCCAAGCGUUUUGCCCAGCUUGCUAGCGAUUCAUAUCAUAUUACCAUGUGAUUUGACUUGUAUGCAUUACGUCAGUUUUGAUCGACCUAACCUCCAAUUGAGGGCUCGUUUGUUGGCCACAGCUGUUUUGUCAUCUUGCAGAUAUUGUCUAUACUUCAAUAGAAAUUUUACUAGCUAUGUAUGAUCAAAUAAUCUAAUGUUCAGCAACAUCAGAGAAAUGAUACUUCUCAGUUAGGUGACAGACUUUAUGUACGAUUGACAGCUGCUCCAUUUCCUAGGCGUGAUAAGUGGGAAGGACAAAAAAGGUACAUAAAAUAUUGAAGUAAUAUCUGAUGUGUACCUAAGAUCUGAGUUAGGAAUUCACGGUUCAAGAUUUAUGGAGUUUUGAUGGUUUGUUGCUUGCGAUGAGUAAGUUGUUUAGAGUUGCUCAUUGGGACUAGAACUAGUUUGCUGUGUUUCAGACUGUUGUACAGAAAUUAACUCUUCUGACGACAACAAUUGUGCAAUUCAGUGGCCUUUGGCAACGAUGACAAGGUAUUCAAUAAAUUGAUAUAAAAUAAGGUAUACCUUGAAUUCCUAUGUUUCUGAAUUCCCCCUACUGUUGUAAUAUACCUGCAAAAUGGUAUAUGAACAAGCUUACCUGGAUCAAGACCAUGGCUCUCAAGCAAUGACUGUGCUUUGUGAAUUAUGGAAAAAACAAACUCUCUGUGAUGCUACUGUUCAAGCUGGAUCAUAUAAGAUUAAAGUUCACAAGACUGUGCUAAUGGUGGCUAGUCCAACGUUGUUGGCAUUGUGUCAGAAUGGACCUUGUGAAGGACAUCUUCAAGUUCAAUUACCAAUUAAUCUCCGUGGCGUGGAUGCUCUUCACUGUUUUAUAAUGUAUCUUUAUGAAGGACUCCUAAAUUUAAAUGAAGAGAGUGUAAUGGAGGUGCUUAAUAUAGCAUCUUAUCUUCAAGUAGAAACUGUAGUAAAAUUUUGUCUCUCUUUCUUGGACUCUGCAAAAGAACAAAACGUUGUACUUAAAGCUGCUCUCUCCUCUCCAUAUGACACCUGUUUGUAUAAAGUACUUAAUGAAUCAUUAUCCAAAUCAUCAGAAUCAACCACUAAUAAAAAUAGUAAUUGGGUUUACCAACCUGAAAGUACCAAUAUCAAAACUAAAAUCAUCCAUAAACCUCUCAGUUUGUCCUCAUCAGAAACGAGCAUUGUUAUUUCCGAACGGAAAGAUAAAAGCUUCUAUGUUGAAAAUUUAAAUUUCAAGGGCAACUCACUUUCCUCUUCUCAGGCUGGAGAAAGUUCUUCAUCUAAGAAUAUUUCUGAAGCUUCUAACGAAGCCGUCCAAAUACAGUAUAAUAUAAUCGAUGAUGAAAUCAAACCAAAUAUAGCACCCCAGAAUUCUUCAACUUCUGAAAACUUUGUAGUACAAGAAAUAUCAGAAACAUACUCAUUUUCACAAAAUAACAAUCAUUCUUCUCCCUCGUCUGAUUCUCAUUUAUUAAAAUUAAAAGAAACCAAUGAUAAAAUUGACUCAAAAUUGCAUCAUAGCAGCAGUCCUAUUGAGGUGGAAUUAGAGAGUAGUUCAUCUCCAACUGUCUAUGAAAUUGAAGAAUGUGAUUCUCAGGAAAAGAUGGUUAUUGGACAAAUCGGUGCCACUGCCUCCAGUGAUAAAGUGGAAUUCAUCUGUACAAUCUGCCAUACCUCAUUCCUAUUUGCCGAAAUCGUUGUGUCACAUUUGAGAAAUGUGCACAACGUUCUCUUAGAUGAUAUUCCAGAAUUUGUUGUAGUUGGUAGUCACUCCAGUGGUGAGAAUAUUGCCAAUAGCAACUCUUGUAUAGAAUGUGGUUUCAGUUCUCAGAAUCCUGAUUAUUUACCUUUUCAUCGGUAUUUUCAGCAUGCUGUGCCAUUGCCCGCUAAUUGCACCCUCUUCAAAUGCGAGUUCUGUAAUGCAGAAUUUAUAAGGAAACGUGGCCUUACUGAGCAUAUACAACAGUUUCAUAAAGAUGAAGCACAUUUCAUGUGUGAACAUUGUGGCCGGACAUACAAGAUCCAAAACUGUCUUCAAAAGCAUAUUUAUAAUUGUCAUAAUAGUGAGCGCAAAUGGUCAUGCCUUUAUUGUGGACGGACAUUUAAAAAACAAGACCAUUUGAAAGUUCAUAUUCGUUUGCACACUCAUGAAAAACCAUUUGCAUGUCAUGUUUGUGACUAUAAAAGUACAACAAAAGGUAACCUAAAAGCACAUUUGAUGAGACGACAUUCCAUAGAUAUUGAUACUGUCGAACAUUUUAAAAUUAAUAAAAACAAAACAACUCCAAUUGAAAUCAGUCUAUAAAAGUUCUUUGUAACCCCCCUUGGCCAAACUUGGUGUUAGCUUUUAAUGUCUAAAUGAAUUUUCUUAGCACCCAUCUACAAACAAGGAACAAAUUUUUAAAUUUUCACUUUUCUAUAAAAAGUAAAUAAUUUUUGUAGCUGUUACAAAAAUAAUAUUAUAACCAUUGCUGGAUGAGGUUCCAAAUGAAUUAGCUACCGUAAGGAGGUUCAAGAAGCUGUUAUCUCAACAGGUGAUAUAGAAUUUCUUAACUCAUACAAAUGUAUGUAUGUAGCGUAUGUGCAUGCAUAUGUCUGUGCAUGCAUGUGUGUGCGUGUGUAUGCAUGUGUGUGUGUGUGUGUUGAAUAAAAGUGUAUAAAAUGAUAUCUUGCCUUUACAUAACAAUAUUUUCCAAAGAAAAAAUGUGAAAAUGUUUAUUAAUAAUUUUUGUUUUGAUUUGUAAAUGUUUGUGAAAAUACAAAAAUAAACAAUUUAUGAAAG